Molecule: messenger RNA, 2246 nt
Organism: Tricharina praecox
Lineage: Eukaryota; Fungi; Ascomycota; Pezizomycetes; Pezizales; Pyronemataceae
Exons: 3
Coding region: 1-2139 (712 amino acids)
Source: RefSeq, a predicted model, not a curated record
AUGGAAACCGAAACGUCCCGACACGCACCCCCAUCACGCUACAAGACAGUCCGUCGGAAACCGGCGGCCACUACCGCUGCUGCCGCCGUCGCCGCCGUCGCCGCGGCACCAGUCCAAUCAGCCCCGUCCAGCCCCCAAAGAAAGACGCGACCGACAGUGUCGGCGGCGGCUCCUCCGAGGCUGCUUAUCGAUUCGCAAUUGCAGAGACACAGAUCGAAGUUCAGGCAGAUACUGCGUCUGAACACGUCCACGAAAGAUCACACGGCGCCGACUGCGACGCUGUCGACUCCUGCGCAGCACCGCGACCGGGACCAGUACAGGAAGCUGGUUAAGUCGCCGGAGAGAUCAGAGGUUCGGUUAGCCGAGAGCGUGGAGGAUGAAGAGAGGCAGAAGGCAAGGGAGGAUGCUAUUGCGGCGUUGGAAGGGAAGAAGAGACGGCCUUCGAAACCGAAGAGACCGUUGGAUGAUACGGCCUACGAUCUCAAAAUCCAACUCCACCAUGAAGCGCACGUCCCAACCACUCACCCGAUACUCUACAGCACCGAUGCCGGAUCGCUUCUGCAGAAAGUGCGGCCAGGUCAUCAGCGGUGUCUGAUGGAAGUGUGGCCGAGCCUCGGCAUCCAGCGUCAGGUUCGCUACUUUGAGCAAGUGUCGGAUGUUGUCAACACAUGGGACGCCGGUACUACACCGCACCUGCGGUUGGCAAAGAACGUGUGGGGAGAGACCAUGGCCACACUUGAGGAUUUCCCAAAGGCCGAGCCGACCAUCGACGAGACUAUGUUCUACUAUUACGUUACUGCGGACAAGAAAUGGUCGAAACGUUCCGUCAGUAUUGGCGGUAGCCAGUUGAGGAUCUUGAAAAAAGACAGACCAUACGACAAGGACUACCUGCAGACAAUCAACCUUGACAACUUUGACGUAUACGCGUUCACGGAGACAUUCGCACCCAGCAAACAGCUGAAGUGUCCCACCAAGUUCUGUUUCGCGCUGAAAUCGCAGCACAAGCAGAGUCUGUUUAGCAAGAACUCGGUGUUUGCGUAUUAUUUUGCGACAGAUGACAAGUCCGUCUUUGCUCGUUGGUAUGCCAUCGUUCGGGAUUUCAAGGCGCGCUUGCUCGCAGAGAAGAAGGGGAUUGCCCAUUGGAUCACCGCUUCCAAGGAUGAGCCUGUGCAGUCUCCGGGCCAGGAACGCCUCAAUCCCUUCGCUGAUGCCUCGCCGACCAGUCCCCAGCGCGGACGACACCACGUGAAGCCUCUAAUCUCUCCCGAGGAGCUGGCAGCACCACCUGCUCCAUUGGCUGAUAUGGCACGCUCCAAAUCGUUGCAUCGCGGUAAAUCCUUGAAGCACUCGAGAAGGGACCGAUCACCAUCAGUUCCGGUGAUCCCGACCGGACUGCCGAUGGGCGAGGUGUUCUCCCCCGGUGGUCUUCUGGGAUCUGAAUAUGAAGAGAAGAGGAAAGUGGCCUUGAUGGCCUUCAAAGAGGAGAGAGCCAAGGAGGGCCUACACCGCUCCAAGACGACUGGAAUGCGCAAGCCACCACCAACGGAUCGCCCGCAAUCUUCCGACUCUCACACCUCGGAACCCAACGCCGCGCUGCAGCGCCGGGGAACCGUCAAGCGACCUUCCACAGCCGGCAGCCGCGAAGCCGCCAACCACGGCACGCUCCUCAGCUUCGGCGCCGACGAAAUCACCACAGCGCUCCCCCAUCACCGGCGACGCGACAACACUGCCCUCGACCGCGAAGGCGGCUUGAUCUCCCUAGCCACCAGCUCCGACAUCCCGCCCAUCCCCGCCUCCGCCACCACCUCCCCGCUCGCACGGCGACCCACUACCGGCGGGAAGAAGAAACCGCUAGUCUACAGCUCAGAGGAAGAAUACAGUCCCUUCACGGGCACGGGGCUCCUGGCGAUGAACUUCCACAGCGCCGGUACGGCAGCGACUGGGCACGGUAUCAAAACGCAGAGGGAUGCGAUGGCCAAGAACGGCGAACUCAGCCCGCUCGUGGAUGUGGGCCCCAGGAGCAUCUUUGCGCCCGGAAGUCUGCUCGAGCGCAGAGAGAGGGAAACGGGCCCCACAAGCCUGAGGCCCGUCAUCGAUAGGGACCCCCAUAGUACCGAUGAUGAUGAUGAGUUCAGAUAGGUACUUCGUCGCCCUUUCGUUUUUUAUCAAUUCUUCUGUUUUUUGCUUGCUUGUUUUCUGGAUUUUGAUGUUUUUUUUUUGCUUGCGGUUUUGGGGAUGGGGCGGGG